UAUGCAAAGAAGUAUUUUGCGUGAAAUUAUGUUAACUAAUGGGGAAUAUAUGUAAUGUACAUCCUAUUUGAAAUUGUCAUUUGAUUUAAGAAUUAGGUAAAUGUUAUUAGAUUGUCUAUUGAUUCAAAAGGGGAUUAAAAUUUUAAGUACAGAGAUUUAAGAAGUAUUCUUAAUCGUUGCUUUGCCUACUUUGUGA
Molecule: messenger RNA, 196 nt
Organism: Paramecium octaurelia
Lineage: Eukaryota; Ciliophora; Oligohymenophorea; Peniculida; Parameciidae
Source: the annotation of a GenBank genome assembly